GCGGUUACGUGCUGCCAUGGCAGCGUGACUAAGGGAUGUUGGACUGCCAGGCAGGACUAGAGGUUGAGCCGGUGCGCACGAGCAUGCGCCAGGGGAUGACGGCGGCGAAGAUUGCAGAGCACGUUGCGCUUAUUACACGCGAUCCCAUCGGGUCUUUUGCACCACCAUCCGCUGAUGUCAUUUUUGAGAGACAUGCUUGCAUUUUUCGUCCGUACCCCAGGGACGAUGACUCGGAUGAGGAGCCCACACCCGAGGGAGUAGAUGACCCUGCUGCCCUACCCAUCCCGAGCAAGAUCGACGAGACGCAUGAGGAGGCCAAUGAUGCCGAGGAGGAGGGGGAUGUGGCAGCAGCAACGCAGGAGGCACCAGCAGUCUCGACAGCGAGGGAGGAGGUGCCAGCACAGGCGACGGUUGAGGAGGAGGUAGCGGCAGCGAGGCCGCAGGAGGCCGUUCCUAUGGAUCAUGACGGUGUGGACACCGAUGAGCAGCUUAUGCGGCGCUUCAUCAAGGAGGAGGUCGAUCCAGUCGUGGGGGGUUUGACCCCGGGGGCGGCGAUGGAGGUGGGGAUUUCUGGUCCCACAGGGGGGGCGGGGUCAGAGAUGGGGACGCACUUCGACUUCGACUUGUCGAUGGGCCCUCCACCUACUUGCGGCGGGGCGACAUCGACAGUUGCAGCAGAGGCGGACGAUGAGGCUAUACAGGGUGGGCCAGAGGCAGUGGAUGUUCCUGUGGAUCGUCGGCCACAAGCGGCGGAUGAGGCUGUGCAGGCAGGACAGCGGCGAGAUGAGGGGGCUAUAGACACACAGGCCGUGGUUCAGGAGGCAGCGAUGGGUCCAGUCGUUCCUUUCUCAGGCCUGCACUUGGCUCAGGGCCAGCAGUCGCAGCCGGUUGAGGUGGCAGUGCAUGGUGUGCCACCGCCCGUUAUCACGGAUAUGGGGUCCGAGCCGGUGGUGGUGCCUCCACGUGCUCCUAGUCACUUCGCUCCGCAGGAGGUCCGUCGUCCUUUGGAUGCAGAUGAGUUGGCGAGAGAUGCUGUGCGUGAUGUUACUCGAUUGGACCAACGGAUCUUCGAUUGGAGGCUCGAGCAUCCAGCAUGGCAGGCGAUCCCUUCGAUUCCAUGGGGUCUUGCGUCGCCCGUGUGGUCUGGUUCUACCUCCACCGGAGGACGUACUGCGGGAGAUGUUCCAGGGUGUGAUGCAUGCCCAUUGCCUACGGUCAUAUCUGACUCUUCCAUGGCACCCGCCUCUCCCCCCUCCUCCUCCUCCUCCUCCUCCUCCUCUCCUUGUGUGAAGCCUGCAGAGAGCAAAAUGUGUGAUGUGGUGAGCAACGGGACGAGCGCCAACGGGAUGAGCGCCAACGGAAUGAGUGCCAACGGAUUGAGCGCCAACGGAAUGAGUGCCAACGGAUUGAGCGCCAACGGGAUGAACGCCAAGGGGAUGAGCGCGAAGGGAAUGAGCCUGACAGCUCCUACUCCGUCCGAUUUCCAGUCUCGUUAUGCUGAUGACGAGCCACGUAUGGGCUGCGAUAUUCUGAUCGAGGCCUUAGAAAGGGAGGGCGUGCACCAUGUGUUUGCGUAUCCGGGCGGCUCUUCGAUCGAGAUUCAUCAAGCUCUGACCCGCUCGAAGUCGAUCAAGAACGUUCUUUGUCGUCAUGAGCAAGGGGAGGUGUUUGCCGCUGAGGGCUAUGCAAAAGCCUCAGGUCGGGUUGGUGUGUGCAUCGCGACAUCGGGACCAGGUGCGACGAAUCUCGUCACCGGACUGGCCGAUGCCAUGAUGGACAGCGUCCCGCUCGUCGCGAUCACCGGCCAAGUUCCGCGCCGCAUGAUCGGGACCAACGCKUUCCAGGAGACCGCYAUCGUGGAYGUCACGAGAUCCAUCACCAAGCACAAUUGCCURGUAAUGAACGUGGACGAUAUUCCAAGGGUGAUUAGGGAGGCGUUCUUCUUGGCGGGCUCAGGAAGGCCGGGACCGGUGCUGGUUGACAUUCCCAAGGACAUUCAGCAAGCGAUGAGCGUUCCUGACUGGUCGCAGAGGAUGCGGUUGGAUAAGUUCUUGGAGCGGCUGCCAUGUGGUAUGCCGUCCGAAGAUCAACUCGAUCGGAUCUUGCGGCUGCUGCAGAGUUCGAAGAGGCCUGUGCUCUUGGUGGGCGGAGGGUGUAUGAAUGCGUCUGAGGAACUUAGAGAGUUCGUGGCAAGGACGGGAGUGCCCCUAACACACACGUUGAUGGGUCAUGGCGUGCUUCCUUCCACGAGUCCCCUCUGUCUGCAGAUGCUUGGGAUGCACGGAACCGUGUGGGCGAAUUACGCAGUUCAGGAGAGCGAUCUCCUCUUGACUUUUGGCGCGAGGUUCGAUGAUCGGGCGACCGGCAAGGCGGAGCUGUUUGCCGCCAGGGCCACGAUCGUCCACGUGGACAUCGAUCCAGCCGAGCUGGGCAAGAUCAAGACGCCUCAUCUCGCAGUACUGGCCGACGUCAAGGCAGCUCUGGGCGAGCUGAACAGGAUUCUUCGCUCCCGCAUGCCCAGAUUUGACUUCACGUCGUGGGUCAACGAGUUGGAGCAUCAGAAGCAGCGGUAUCCGUUGACGUAUCCACAGAACAAGGAGGGAGGAGCGGAGGGGGAGGACGGAGAAGAGGAAGCCAUAGCUCCCCAGCAUGCCAUAGCUAUGCUGCGAAAGCUGACCAAAGGACACGUCGUCAUCUCCACGGGAGUGGGUCAGCAUCAGAUGUGGACGGCACAGUUCUUUGGAUUUGACAAUCCAAGAAGGUUACUCACGUCGGGAGGGCUGGGAACGAUGGGGUUCGGCCUGCCAGCUGCGAUAGGCGCGGCUGUUGCGUCGCCUGGCUUGCCUGUGAUUGACAUCGACGGAGAUGGCAGCUUCAUGAUGAACGUUCAGGAGCUGGCCACGAUCAARGUGGAGAAACUUCCGGUGAAGAUUAUGAUUCUGAACAAUCAGCACCUCGGCAUGGUCAGGCAGUGGGAGGAUCGGUUCUACAAGGGCAAUCAUGCGCACACCUAUUUGGGGGAGGACGUGGAUUCCGAAGGAGGGAUCUUCCCAGAUUUCCGCAAGUUUGCAGAGGGCUGCAAGAUCCCCUGUGCACGCGUGACGAAGAAGAGCGACCUGAACGAUGCGCUGUAUGCGAUGCUGGACACGACAGGUCCAUACCUGUUGGAUGUGAUCGUUUCGCGCAAGGAGCACGUGCUGCCGAUGAUUCCAGGAGGAGGCUCGUUCGAAGAUACCAUACUAGGAGAUGAUGGAGCCAAGCCGGUGCCUCGCUCGUGGGAGGAGACUUGCUGAAGUUACAGGCCUAUCUCUCGCCUCUAUAUGCCUGAUAGCGUAGAUGGGAAUGUGAACAGCGUCUCAGGAUUGGAGUGGAGAUCU
Molecule: messenger RNA, 3377 nt
Organism: Chara braunii
Lineage: Eukaryota; Viridiplantae; Streptophyta; Charophyceae; Charales; Characeae
Source: the annotation of a GenBank genome assembly